This is a messenger RNA of Pseudophryne corroboree (corroboree frog), 1761 nucleotides long. Its product is annotated as ras-related protein Rab-5B-like. Bases 197 to 841 code for a protein of 214 amino acids. The record is from RefSeq and is a predicted model, not a curated record. The transcript has 6 exons. NCBI's taxonomy places the organism in Eukaryota, Metazoa, Chordata, Amphibia, Anura, Myobatrachidae. Gene Ontology annotation, molecular function: GTPase activity; GTP binding. Gene Ontology annotation, cellular component: endosome; Golgi apparatus.
GGCGGAAGCGGGGAUGGCCGAUUGGUUUCCGGUGUGCGGAGGAUGCUCGCCCCCCUCAGGAGAAGGGAGCCGGACUGAAAGGGUGGAGGAGACCGACGUCCGCUGCGAGCGGAUUGUCCUUUCAAGGUUAAUUUGGAUCUCGCCCAACUAAGCGUCAAUUCGGAGCCUUCCGCGGAGUGGGGAAACCUACGGCAACAUGGCGAGCAGGGGAAGUACAAGAACCAACGGAGUGGGCCAGACGAAAAUCUGCCAAUUCAAACUGGUGUUGCUGGGGGACAUGGCAGUUGGCAAGUCUAGUUUGGUGUUACGCUUCGUCAAGGGUCAGUUUGAUGAGUUUCAGGAGACCACCAUAGGAGCUGCCUUUUUAGCUCAGUCUGUGUGCCUUGAUGAUACAACGGUGAAGUUUGAAAUCUGGGACACUGCGGGACAGGAAAGAUAUCACAGCCUCGCCCCCAUGUACUACAGAGGGGCGCAGGCGGCCAUUGUGGUGUUUGACAUCACCAAACCGGAAACGUUUGAUCGGGCGAAGGCGUGGGUGAAGGAGUUACAGCGGCAAGCCAGUCCCAACAUCGUCAUCGCUUUGGCUGGCAAUAAGUCCGAUUUAGCAGAGAAGAGGAUGGUGGAAUUUGAGGAAGCUCAGUCAUACGCAGAGGACACAGGACUCUUAUUCAUGGAGACGUCGGCCAAAACGGCAAUGAAUGUGAAUGAGCUGUUCCUAGCGAUCGCAAAGAAAAUGCCUAAAUCAGACGCCCAGAACCCAAGCCACGCUGCCCGCAACAGGGGUGUAAAUGUGCAGGGCUCGGACCAGCAAUCGAGGAGCGGCUGCUGCAGCAGCAAUUGAUCACACGGGGACAGGCCCCCAUCUGUAUACAUUUUAUACACAGAUUAUUGUGAACACUGUUUAGGAUGCUGCCUCCUGUUUUUUCUACAGCUGGUGCAAAUUUGUUUGGCUUACUACUAUUAAUAUUGUAAUUAUUUUCUUUUUAUCACAGUGUUAAAAAAUAAGAAACCACAUAAUAUUUAAAAAAAAAAAAAAAAAGCCCUACUUCAUCUCCAUUUAGCAAAACGCUACACAAAGCAGUAAUAUUUAGCAGUCCUAGUGGGUUGGUGCAGUGGAGGAACGAUACGACGUAUUAUAAUGCUUUUCUCCGAGCAUGUCCAAUUGACUGUUAAUAAUCCGCUGCCCCAAUCUUCAAGUCUUAAAAACACACGGCCUGAACUUUUGUAUUCCUCGCUCCGUUCCUGCAUCAAGAACACAUCACGGAACAGCGUUUUACCGGCGCUUACAGGAAACCAUCUGCAUGUGGCUGACCUUGGACAGUUGAGGAGCAAAUGGACUAUUUAGCACUAAUGAGGUUUCCAUGGAGCUGAUACGAUGUGCACAUUUUUUUAUUUUUGUACCUCUACUGUGUGUUUGUUUGAUCUCCACCAGUCAGAAGACUUAAUACAUCUCGGCACGUCUUGCUACCUUGAUGUGAUUGGCUUCCCCCUCCUUGGCAGAAGAACAAAGCACUGUGUGGACCUGUUGCACUUUACCAUGCAUCCAUUUUUAUUUAUCCAGUGAAUACACUGAUUUGUAGCCCCCCCUUCCCCUUCCCCUUCGUGUACGUUACUCCACUCCUAAUGUAAAGAGAACAGCUUUGGAAAAGCGAUAGAACAUGCUCUGAACAUAACUUUUGUAUUUGCACCUUCAGAUAAUGUUUUACUUGAAUCAUAAAAAACAUUGAUUUUUAAUGUAACAUUAAAGCAAAGUCAGUCGUA